Messenger RNA from Lecanosticta acicola, 1513 nucleotides. The record is from the annotation of a GenBank genome assembly. NCBI's taxonomy places the organism in Eukaryota, Fungi, Ascomycota, Dothideomycetes, Mycosphaerellales, Mycosphaerellaceae.
AUGCACGGAACGGCAGAAGGGGCCGCCAACUCGGAAAAGCCGCAUCGUGAAGCACAGCAAGCCCUUGGCAACGGUAAGUGCUGUGCUGUCUCGGUCUCUGGGGACGAACGGGAGUCGGAAGAGGAUGCUGUUGAGCACGCUUCAUGUCAGGACCUGGGUGAGCCUGUCCGUGUCAAACCGGAACAGUCACUGGACCUGAAGAGGACGGCCAGCAAUGCUCUCAGCAAAAUCGCAUCCAAGAUCACCACCACUUCACGCGUGGAGCCUCCUCCAGAUGGCGGACUCAAGGCCUGGACGCAAGUCGCCAUGGGCUGGCUCGUCAUCUUCAUCACUUGGGGCUGGGUGAACAGCUACGGAGCCUUCCAAAGCUACUACACGCAGACGUUGGGUGUCUCUGCUUCUACGAUAUCCUGGAUUGGAUCCGUACAAAACUUCCUCACUUUCUUCGUAGGCGCGUUCACGGGUAGGCUCCUCGAUGCGGGACUCUUCAUUCCGACGCUGGCCGUAGGCGGUGUGUUGCAGCUACUCGGCAUUUUCAUGAUGAGCUUGUCGACGACGUACUGGCAGCUCAUGAUCACCCAAGGAGUAAUGACGGGCUUGGGGGGUGGUAUGUUCUUCACGCCGGCCAUGGGUCUCAUCGGGACCUACUUCUCACGGAGGAGGGCGCUUGCGGUCGGUAUCACGACCACGGGCAAUUCCGCAGGCGGUAUGAUCUAUCCAGUACUGGUUCAGCAGCUUCUACCAAAGAUUGGAUUCGCGUGGACAGCUCGAGUGCUCGGUUUUCUGAACCUCGGGCUGCUUGCUAUCGUGAUGGCCCUCAUGCGUCCGAGACUACCGCCUAGGAAAGCAGGACCCAUGCUGGAUUUCUCCGCCUUCCGAGAACCCACCUAUGCGUUCUUCGUCGCGGGACUAUUCUUCGUCAUCUGGCCAAUCUACUACACGUUCUACUAUGUAAGCAAGACAAGAAGCCUUCCUAAAUGCUACACGUGCUCAUACUUCCCAGCUCUCUUCAUUCGGCACAGAAGUGAUAGGUCUCCCCUUCUCGACGGGCAUCACUCUGACCAUAAUCGUGAACGGCGCCGGCAUGCCUUUCCGCGUGAUUCCACCCUUCUUCGCCGAUCGAUGGGGCCAGCUCAACACCCUCAUCCCCAUCAUCUUCGUCCUCGUCAUCGUCGCCUUCUCCUGGAUCGCAGUCUCCACUUCCGGAGGCGUCUACACGUACACCGUCUUCUACGGCGCCACGAGUGGUGCCUUCCAGUGCCUGAUUCCGAGUACCGUGGCCAGCAUCACGCCUGACAUGAGCAUGUUCGGCACACGACUGGGCAUGGCGUUCAGCACUUUGAGUUUCGCGGCGUUGACGGGGCCGAGUCUCGGCGGGGCGUUACUGAGUGCUAUGGAUGGGAAGUACUUGGGAGCACAGGUCUGGGCGGGGUUGUCGACUGCUUUGGCGUGGGCUUUGAUCAUCGCGGCGAGGACGAGUAAGGUCGGAGUCAAGAUGGGGGUCCGGGCAUGA